This is a messenger RNA of Lachancea mirantina, 2232 nucleotides long. The record is from the annotation of a GenBank genome assembly. NCBI's taxonomy places the organism in Eukaryota, Fungi, Ascomycota, Saccharomycetes, Saccharomycetales, Saccharomycetaceae.
AUGAUACAUAACGGCUUAGACCAGUCACGGGACCUUUUAAUUGAUGUGAAAACGCUGAAUUUCGCCAAGGAAACGGUGAAUUCCGAGACUGAUGAUUCAAUGACAAUGGAUACCACGGGAAAUGAUAACUAUUUUCCAGAAAAGGUUCCAGACAACGUAUUUUUAUAUGAAGUUCCAAUCAAAGAAUCCCUCGAAAAGUUUAAGGAGGCAGGAAAAGCGCUGAAGUUCAAAGUAUGCCCAAUAUUCCCGCUGAGUGUUGCUUUCGUGACGGGGAAGGGGAAUGAUUAUAACAAGCUGCACACACCAGCGCUUAGCAGCUUAGACCACUCAAAAAUCUACAAGAUCUAUGUUAACAAACUUUUUCAAAUCUAUCAGGAUUUGGGGGAUGACAGAUAUUUUUCCAUUCCCACGAUUGGACUUGUUAGUUCAAAGUCGCGGCGUCAGCAUUUCGAAACAGUCAAUCUGGCUGUGGAUGCCCUUAUUGACGAACUCGAGUUAUGCAUUCAACAAAUGGCCGAAAACGGCGAUUUCGAGCCAGUGGCAGACUUCGAAGAUUGUGCCACGAUAAUAAAUUGCUUGCGUGCGGUCCAUUGCACACUGGACUCAGGAGAAGAAGACUCACGUGCGGCCUUUUUCGCAAAUCUGGAGCAUUGGGUAAAUAGGGCUGACGGUGAACCGGAUGAAACGACAAUAAAUCAAGUGCUACUGGGCAACGUUAAUAUGCCCGUCUACAACAGCUACUCAUUCUGGAGUUUACUGGGUCGACUCUUAAUGCGGGGGCUUUUUGACCAAGCUAUUGGUGUAGUCGAGAAAUCGGGCCUUUUAGACCACUUGAAAGGAAAUUGUGAAACCUCCCAUAGCGCCAUAACGGAAUUGAUCUUGAUGGUUCAACAAUAUCCUUACGAAUCCGAAGAGCAAUUCCGCGCAUGGAAAGCCACUCUUUUACAGCUCACACAAACUUAUGCUGAUUCGCUGACACAGGUUGAUCAAGAACUACGCAUAUUUAUUUUGGACAUUCUUUCACUUGUAAGUGGCAACCGUGCAAACAUUCUACGUUAUUCGAAAGAGUGGUUCGAGGCCUUUUGCGGAAUGAUAAUGUUUUACAUCCCAACGUUGGAGCUUGCUGAAGAGUACUUGGACGCUGCACUCUCGGAACAUCCUUUAAAUGUAUGCAAUGUUUGGGAACAACCAUGCGUUGAUAUCAUAAGGGGAAAAAUACAUUUCAUUUUGCCCACACUCGAAUCCUUAGAAAAUGCAACGGCUGCUUUCGUUGCUGCCUUUUGUGAGGCUAAGGGCUUACUACAAAGUCCUCCGCAACUCAGGCACUUGGAAAACUCUCAACUGUUUUCUGAGGCGGAUGAUCUUUUCUCUCCACGUAAUAGCAUGGCAACAUAUCUUCUGAACACCUUGGCCAUGGAGUUAUGUUGUCAAGGGGAUCGCGAACUUUGGGCAGUCUCAAUUGGUCUGAUUUCUUUGUCACCAAGCGACAACGAAAGUGCCAAGAGACUCGCCAUUGCAGAACUUUUACCGCAUUUCCCAUUCCAGACUAACGACGAUGUGGAAUGGCUUCUGAGCAUUUGUGCCGAAUGGCAUUUGCCUGACGUUGCCCGGACGAUUCACCGCAUUUUGGGCAACAGCUUGUUAUAUGAUAACAACGUUGUGGAGGCAAUGUCCAAUUUCAGCAAAGCGGGCGAAUUCGAAUGGGUUAAGCAUUAUGCGUGGAUGAUAUUCGAAGCCUCUGCCCUUCAAGGCGCUCCUUUGGAAGAUCUAGUAGUUAACACCAUUGUCGAUGGCGAUACCGAGAGACAGGUUCCGCGCGAGUUGCUACGGUCUGUUGCCACGGAUGCGAUGAGGCAAGCCCUGGCACCGUACGCGGUGUUGUAUCAGGUGUAUCACCAACAAAGAAACGAGGAAUGGACUCAAGCCUUAAACAGUCUAUUGGCGCUCAUGGAGUUCAAAUCUCUGCCAAAACAUUACUUUGUGCUCUUGGUUGCCAAGUUUCUUUAUGGCACCUAUGUCAAGGACGACGAGAAAGAAAUGUCAGAGGAAGCGAUAGUGCGGGUUCUCAAAGUUCUCGACCACUUAGAAUUAGACGAGAAAUGCUACACGCUAUACGAAGUAUGCUUGUCAACCGACACACAAAUGAAGUACCCGGAGUCACUUGAUGAACUGAUACGUGGAGUUAGGCGUGAACUCGGAUUCAAGAUAUGUCGAGAGUUCAUCGUUCGCUAG